Yamadazyma jaroonii is the source of this 1791-nucleotide messenger RNA. Lineage: Eukaryota; Fungi; Ascomycota; Pichiomycetes; Serinales; Debaryomycetaceae. The record is from the annotation of a GenBank genome assembly.
AUGAGACAGUUUGAUAGAUCAUUCCAUGUGUCGUUAAGCUUACACAAAGCGAUCAAAGUCACCCCUGGACGUAUAAAUCGAAUACUAAAGAAGGAUAUUAAUAUCUCCGAACAGGAUUUAAAAUACGCCAAUGACAAUUAUCCAUUAACAAAAAAACCAAACGAUACACACAAGCAGAAUCAUGUCAAGCGCAAGGUUAAGAGAGGGAUACCUCCUAAGAUUCUUGAGUUAGCUUCUCGAAAAGGAAGCAUAUCAUCAAAUGUUAAGGAUCCUAGUGGAAAGACAAAGAUAAAUAUACUACAACAUGUCAAAAACCUCGAUAAACGAAUGGUAGGUCAUAAGACUAGAAGACCAAAUCAAAUCAUAUGGAGCAAACCAGGAAUAAUAGAUACACAUGGAGAAUUGCAACAAGUCAAGAGUCCAGAGAGUGACAAACUCCCAACAUUAGCACAUGAACUAUCAGAUAUCUUGAAGACUAAUGGUAUUCAAUAUCAUAGGCCUGAAGCUGAUAAUAUCAAAAUAGAUUACUUAGAGAAGUUUAACCAUUUCAACGAAAGUUUCAUUCCACCAUCCAAAGAUUCCAAGCUAUUUGACAUAACUAAAGAGAAGGGUAAGACGUAUUUUUCAUCAACAUCAUCUAUGACCUCCACAUUAUUUACUUUCUACAAGUUAAUUAAUCAUUAUUCCCCAGAUUUUGAUCGAAGAUUUAAAUUCAAAUUCACUAAUUUGAUGACAAACUUACCAACUAGUUUCAUAUUGAGUAGAAAAGCCCCAGAAACAUUUGCCGUUGAAAGUGAUAAAAGUGGUGAUAGAGAAACAUUUUUAAGUAAAUUUGGUCAUAUUUCUGAAGCAUUAUUGACUAACGAGACCAAGGAAAUAGAGAAUUUCAAAAGAAUAUUCGACAAUAAUCUCGAUGCCGAUGCUUCAAAAGGAUUGGUUGAUAAGUACCAGAAGUUUUCAAACCCGGAAAAUGUUUAUAAUAUGGCAAUUUAUGAUAAGUUUUUGAUGAGAUCACAAUUGGAUUGUUUUGAUGUUGACCUUCCUGGAAACGGAACUUUCGAUUUAAAAUCUAGAGCUAUUGGGGAAAUAAGGUAUGACAUAAGUAAUCCUGAUAUCAAAUCCACCACAUACUCUGACAAGUUUUCUCAUAAGGAUGAAUUCAAUGAUUUAAUAAGAACCGGAGGAUUAUUCAAAUAUUCUACCCAAGCAAGAAUUGGUCAAAUGGACGGUAUAUUCAUAAGUUAUCAUAAUCUUCGACAUUAUUUAGGGUUUGAAUAUUUGAAAAUUGAAGAUAUCGAUAAGAUAUAUUUCAAUGACUCUCCCGUAUCAAAUGGCAUCGGAGAUAUUCAGUUUAAGGUUUCGAUAAAGAUAUGGGGGAAAAUAUUGGAUUCCAUCCGAGAAGAUUUGAAUUCAGAUAAUUAUAGAGUACUUUUACAUCAUAAUUUGAAAUUUGGUAUUAUGGAGAUAUUUGCUGUGCCAUUGACCACACAACAAGUUGACCAUCUUCAAGCAAUUUCCAAAAACUCACAAGGAUCUCCUACAAAACAUCAAGAAGAUCUCGUAGCAUUCAAUGAAUCCACAUUAGAUUCUAACGUAUUGAACUAUGAAUUAUCCGUAAAUAGUUAUGAAGGAGGAAAAUUAUUAUCCCCAGGGAUUUUACCCCAAAAUCUUGACAAUUACAGUUUCUCCUAUAAAAUUUCCAGAAAACAGCCAAAUAUUAACCAUUAUAAUAAUUUACUAUACAAUUUUGUUAAGCCAUUACAAAUAUCGGAUAAACGGCCACAACAAUAA